AAAUAGGGAUAAGAAUAACAGUGACAUCUUGGGAUCAUUGAAAGGAUUGAAUGAGUUAAUACCUAUAAAACAGGAAUGCUGGGCCUGGCACAGCACUAAGUGCACUUAGGGUUAGCUGCUAUUUCACAUUAUCAUGAUGAGGAAUAAGGAGGUACUUGUCAAGGGCACAAUGUGGGGCCUGACGCCAAGCAUCUGCUCAGAUAAUAUGUUUACCCCCUCUCCUUUGUGCUUUUGGAAUCUCCUUGACUGAGUUGAACCUUUCCUUACUUGAGUGAGAUGAGUAUGGACCUUUCAUGUUCAGGGUCAUGUUUUCCAGCCCAGAAGUUGUAGCUGGUGGUGUGAGUCCCAUCUCUCAUGGGAAUAAGAACAGUAUGGGCUGCUCAUGGUUGGGGAGGCUUUUCAUGUAUCUCUUGAUACAUGAGAAAUACUUAAAGCAGUGCCUAGGACCCUGUAUGUGCUAUGUGAGUUUAGCUCUCAUAAUAAAUUAUUACUAUUACUUUUCUGCCUUGGUUUGCACGUUUAUUAAUGUAAAUUUUUAACAAUGCUCAAAUAUGGAAUUGCCCAGGCUUGGGUAUUAGACAAAUGUACUUUAUGGAAAAUAAUAAAAAUUAUGCCUGCUUGGGUGGACCCAUAAGAUGGCAUUUGGACUCUCUAGAAAGCAUCAUUGUUUAAUAGUCAUGAUCAAAUCAUAACUAAUGUUUACUGGGGAGCUAGGAAGGAGGCCCAUGAAAGAGGGAGAGGGUGGGUCUCAGGCAGCUAUGGUUAUAAAUAGCUUAGGGCUGUGGGGACUCCCCCAUGGUCCACCACACCCCUCUUUCCACAGCUCCUUCCCGCAUGACACUGGCUCCAUGGCAUUAGUCAGACUAAUUAAGGACACAGAAGAUGCCAGUGGAAAGACUCAGGGAGAAGUGGAGAUUCAAGGAGAGGCAGCAAGAGAUGGGGAGAGAAGCGGGUGGAGAGAGAUGAGAGACAGCACAUGAGACCGGGACCCAGAGCCCUGUGGAGUCCAGGGAGAUGGAAGACAUCGCCGGAGGGGUGCCUCCAGGGCCCCCCAGGCCUGGCCUGGUGCCCAUCAGCAUCAUCGGGGCUGAGGACGAGGAUUUUGAGAAUGAGCUGGAGACGAACUCAGAGGAGCAAAACAGCCAGUUCCAGAGCCUGGAGCAGGUGAAGCGGCGCCCGGCCCACCUCAUGGCCCUCCUGCAGCAUGUGGCCCUGCAAUUCGAGCCAGGACCCCUGCUCUGCUGCCUGCAUGCAGAUGUUCUGAGCUCCCUGGGCCCCAAGGAGGUCAAGAAGGCGUUCCUUGACUUCUGCCACAGCUUUCUGGAUAAGACCGCGGUUCUGCGAGUGUCUGUCCCUCCUAGCGUGGCCUUUGAACUUGACCGCACACGACCUGACCUCUUAUCCGAGGAUGUCCAGCGGCGGUUUGUGGUGGAGGUGGUGCAGAGCCAGCAGGCAGUCGUGGGCCGGCAGCUGGAGGACUUCCGCUCCAAGCGGCUCAUGGGCAUGACACCCUGGGAGCAGGAGCUGGCCCAGCUGGAGGUCUGGGUUGGGCGGGACCGAGCCAGCUUCGAGGCCCGGGAGCGGCAUGUGGCUGAGCGGCUGCUGACCCACCUGGAGGAGAUGCAACAUACCAUCUCUACUGAUGAAGAAAAGAGUGCUGCUGUGGUCAAUGCCAUUGGCCUGUACAUGCGUCACCUUGGGGUGCGGACCAAGACUGGGGACAAGAAGUCGGGGAGGAACUUCUUCCGGAAAAAGGUGAUGGGGAACCGGCGGUCAGACGAACCUCCCAAGACCAAAAAAGGACUGAGCAGCAUCCUGGACGCUGCCCGCUGGAACCGGGGAGAGCCCCAGGCUCCAGAUUUUCGACACCUGAAAGGCGAGGUUGAUGCUGAGAAGCCAGGCUUUACGGACCGGAAGGGAGUCCUGGGUAUGCCGUCUCGGGACCGGAAUCUUGGGGCUCCUGGGCAGGACAGCCCUGGAGUCUCUCUGCACCCUCUGUCUGGGGAUAGCCCAGACCGGGAACCAGGUGCUGACACCCCCCUGGAGCUGGGGGACCCACCCCUGCAGGGCCCAAGCAGCCUGGAGCCCCCAGCACCCCCGGAAAGCAUCGAGGAGGGAGCAGAGACAGAGAGGCUAUCAGGGCGUCUGGGGCGCUCAGAGAGCCUGCGGGUGAGUGACCGCCGCCGGCCUUCCCGGGGCAGCCUCGGGGCUAAGGGCCGGGGUGGGGGCCGCUCCAGAAGCGACGUGGACAUGGACCCCAGCUCUGCCACGGCUGUGCUUGGCCCUGCCCGAAGAGCCACCCCUGAGCCUGGAGAUGAGGCCGAGCCAGGGCGGGCAGGACUAGAGCUGGAACCAGAAGAGCCUCCGGGCUGGCGGGAGCUCGUCCCCCCAGACACCCUGCACAGUCUGCCCAAGAGCCAGGUGAAGCGGCAGGAGGUCAUCAGCGAGCUGCUGGUGACUGAGGCGGCCCACGUGCGCAUGCUGAGGGUGCUCCAUGACCUCUUCUACCAGCCCAUGGCGGAUGGGGGCUUCUUCUCCCAGGAGGAGCUACAGAACAUCUUCCCCAGCCUGGAUGAGCUCAUCGAGGUGCAUUCCUUAUUCCUUGAUCGCCUGAUGAAGCGGAGACAGGACAGUGGCUACCUCAUUGAAGAGAUCGGAGAUGUGCUACUGGCCCGGUUUGAUGGUGCUGAGGGCUCCUGGUUCCAGAAAAUCUCCUCUCGCUUCUGCAGCCGCCAGUCAUUUGCCUUAGAGCAGCUCAAAGCCAAACAGCGCAAGGAGCCUCGAUUCUGUGCCUUUGUGCAGGAGGCUGAGAGCCGACCACGGUGUCGCCGCCUGCAGCUAAAGGACAUGAUCCCCACGGAAAUGCAACGCCUGACCAAGUACCCCCUGCUCCUGCAGAGCAUCGGGCACAACACAGAAGAGCCCGCAGAACGAGAAAAAGUGGAGCGAGCUGCUGAGUGCUGCCGUGAAAUCCUGCACCACGUCAACCAAGCUGUGCGUGACAUGGAGGACCUGCUGCGUCUCAAGGAUUAUCAGCGGCGUCUGGAUUUGUCCCACCUUCGGCAAAGCAGUGACCCCAUGCUGAGCGAGUUCAAGAACCUGGACAUCACCAAGAAGAAGUUGGUCCACGAGGGCCCACUGACAUGGCGGGUGACAAAAGACAAGGCUGUGGAGGUCCACGUGCUGCUGCUGGACGACCUGCUGCUGCUGCUCCAACGCCAGGACGAGCGGCUGCUGCUCAAGUCACAUAGCCGGACGCUCACACCCACGCCCGAUGGCAAGACCAUGCUGCGGCCUGUGCUGCGGCUCACCUCCGCCAUGACCCGCGAGGUGGCCACCGAUCACAAGGCCUUCUACGUCAUUUUUACCUGGGACCAGGAGGCCCAGAUUUAUGAGCUGGUGGCACAGACUGUGUCGGAGCGGAAGAACUGGUGUGCCCUCAUCACUGAGACCGCUGGAUCCCUAAAGGUUCCUGCCCCUGCCUCCCGCCCUAAGCCCCGGCACAGCCCUAGCAGCACCCGAGAACCCCUCCUCAGCAGCUCUGAGAACGGCAAUGGUGGCCGAGAGAUGCCUCCAGCUGAUGCCCGGACAGAGAGAAUCCUCAAUGACCUCCUGCCCUUCUGCAGACCAGGCCCUGAGGGCCAGCUUGCUGCCACAGCCCUUAGGAAAGUGCUGUCCCUGAAGCAGCUCCUGUUGCCUGCGGAGGAAGACAGUGUGGCAGGGCCUCCCCGAGACAGGGAUGGGGUCCCAGGGGGCGGCCCCCUGAGCCCAGCGCAGACCCAGGAGAUCCAGGAGAACCUGCUCAGCCUGGAGGAGAUCAUAAAGCAGCUGGAGGAGUUGGAGGAGGAAUUCUGCCACCUGCGACCCCUCCUGUCUCAGCUUGGGGGGAACCCUGUCUCCAAUCCUGGCUGCACCUGAGGCCCCUGUCCAGGCAGGCCUUUUGCAAGGAGAGGAAUGGGGAGAGGUCCCCCACCCACACAGCUGCCGAAGCAUCUCAUACCCCGAGGGCCUGAAGAGAGGGAGCCGUUGCUUAGGUCAUGCCUAGGAGGGGCCCAGCUGGGGUCACUGUGUCCCCAUUGGCCUCGGUCUUCUCUCUCUCCUGCUUCUGCUUGGGGGAGACUCAGGGCUUCAUUCCAGGGUGGGCACCACAGCGACCCCCAGGUCCCAGGCUAUCUCAGUAUUGCUUGUGGGGGCCACCCCUCUACCCCCCACCCCCAAGUGCCUUUGCUCUGUUUUUAUACCCUGAAUUGGAGGUUUAUUUUUUAAUAUAUAUUAUCUAA
Nycticebus coucang (slow loris) is the source of this 4280-nucleotide messenger RNA. RefSeq names its product Rho guanine nucleotide exchange factor 1 (gene ARHGEF1). Gene Ontology annotation, molecular function: G protein-coupled receptor binding; GTPase activator activity; guanyl-nucleotide exchange factor activity. Bases 1015 to 3918 code for a protein of 967 amino acids. The record is from RefSeq and is a predicted model, not a curated record. Gene Ontology annotation, biological process: G protein-coupled receptor signaling pathway. Gene Ontology annotation, cellular component: cytoplasm. The transcript is spliced from 30 exons. NCBI's taxonomy places the organism in Eukaryota, Metazoa, Chordata, Mammalia, Primates, Lorisidae.